Molecule: messenger RNA, 1773 nt
Organism: Symsagittifera roscoffensis
Lineage: Eukaryota; Metazoa; Xenacoelomorpha; Acoela; Convolutidae
Exons: 2
Coding region: 595-1500 (301 amino acids)
Source: RefSeq, a predicted model, not a curated record
CUCCAACUCAGCUAUAUAGAAUGCGUUUUACAUAUUUACUUAAAAUCUAUACGCCAACACAAAGUGCAUUCUAUACUAAAACCAACAUAAAAUCAAAACUCAGAUUAUUUUAUUAUUCGCUCGUUCAGUUUGGUAAUUUCUGUAAUAUUUUGUUACCAGGUUUAAAUACUUCAGUUUUAUUACUCUUAUUUACAGCAAAUACAGUCGCAAGAGAAUUGCAAGAAUAAAAUAGGUAGCGAAACCAGAAAACAUAGAACUAAGAGCGAGAAAAAAUCUACAAAACGUGAGAACUCCUGCUGUCUUUGACUUCUGAAGACCCUGAUUCACCUGCAGAAGUUUUUCCUAUAUAUUUAAAUGUAUACUUUGAACAGAAUUACAUCCAUCAACUCUUUACUGAUUGACUUAUUAGGUUUAUUAGGCUUAUUAUCAUUAUUACGAUUAUAAACUAUCAAAACUUCAUUCGGGUUACUUCGGGUUGAUAUUAGUUAGACUUUUUUUUACUAUUUGAUUGGUGUUAAUCCACUAAUUUCCUAAAUCUCCCUGCUUCAAUUUGAAAGUAUAACCUGCUCGACUUCAUUUUUACAUUGCUACUCCAUGAACGAAAUUAUGGAGAAGGUUCCUUUUUGGGCAACUCAUUCGGAGCCUGGCCAUCAGUCAUCAUCGAGCACAUUCCAACAGCAAAAAUGGUUCGCUCAUUCAUACUCGGAACCUAUAAAGUUUGACUGGAAUCAGGUGUAUUGCCAAAAGAAUGGUCAAAACAGGGAACAGCCAGAGCGCAUGGAUUGUUCUGGGAACGUUUGCUCUCAAGAAAGUUUGCUCUCAACGAAUCAGCGCAAGGAACUCGACUCAGCUGGAGUUGAGCAACAAGAGAGCGUUGAAUCAAUUUUGGACCAAAUUAAAGCAGGCAAACUUGAAGCAAGCACUCCAAUUCUGACUAGUGUGUGCACUAAGAAAAACUUGAUUUGCAUCAAGGCGGAGCAGGUCAAAUUACUUCAACGGUUCGCAGAAGAUAUGGAAGGGAAAAAAGGGUUCGAGACAUUGAGAACUCGUCCUGUUAAUCUCUUGGUCGCAGGCACGAAAGGAAAAUCUUCUGGAGAAGCUGUGAAUUAUGGCAAAAACGACGAUUGUCUCAAUUGCGAAGUGGUUGUGAAAGUGUUUCUGAAUGGUGCUAGAAGUGAGGUUGGGAAGUCUGUGUCUGUGUGUGUAUCAGUUGUGAACAGAGACGAUGACAAACAGAAUGUUCUAGAAGGUGAUGACAAGCAGCAUGUUCCAGAAAAUCGGAAGCUAGUUGUCUCGAUUUAUCUGAAACAUCCCAACAAGGAGAAGCCUUACAGGAAAGACUUCACGAUGGAUUUCUGUCCUAAACUGGAGGAGAGAGAAAAGGGACUGUUAAAGCUCAUUUCGAAAGAGAAACUGGACGACUACCUUGCAGAUGACGGUUCGGUCACUUUCGGUGUGUCUGUGAUUCUAUUAGGAUCAAACGCCCACACCGAGGAGUGAUUGUUGCCGCAAUUAUGCCAAACAAAAAUCUUUCAAAUGAAAAAAGAAUUGUCAUUUUGAUAACUAUCGACCUCCCCUAUAGUACCUAGUGAACAACUUCCCACUCGCAAGAACGAUUUCAAGUUGAACACAUGCAAACUUGUCACAAAGGGGGUAGUUUGUUCAUAACUAACAAGGUCCAAAUAUCGAUUAUUUGAAAAUGAAAUGGAAAAUUAAAAAAAUGUGUACAAUUUUGCCUAGCGUUAGUGGAAAAUAUAUGCUUCAACAAUUCAA